GAGCGGAAACAGCUCCUGUUCGCUCCUCCACCCUCCUCUGUUCAAUGACGCUUUACAACAUCGCUUUCAUCAAACACGACACGAAUGAACGCAAGAAUCAAUUACAGGUUUAUAAGGCCUGUUUGACUCUGAAAACUAUGGACCAGGUGUGACCUUGGCGUAUUUCAUAUCAUCUCUUUUACCAACUCUACGUUCUCUAUCAAGAUGGCAUCAUGUGUUUCUGGAUGCUCUUCAGUGAUGAGGUUCUGUCAGAAGCUCAACAGGCUAAAGACGCUGGAGGAUGACGUAAUGGCAACAUCACUGAAGCGUUGUCUGUCCACAGUGGACCUCGCUCUGCUUGGUGUCGGUGGAAUGGUGGGUUCAGGCCUGUAUGUUCUCACAGGAACCGUUGCUAAAGACACUGCAGGACCAGCUGUGGUGGUGUCGUUCCUCAUAGCAGGAGUCGCGUCUCUCAUGGCAGCGCUGUGCUAUGCUGAGUUUGGCGCCCGUGUACCAAAGACAGGCUCCGCCUACAUGUUUACUUACGUUUCUGUUGGGGAAAUCUGGGCGUUCCUGAUUGGUUGGAAUGUCAUUUUGGAGUAUAUGAUUGGCGGGGCUGCAGUUGCUCGUGCAUGGAGUGGCUAUCUAGACUCUAUUUUCAAUCACCGCAUCCAGAACUUCACUGAAAGUCAUGUGAUGCGUUGGGACGUGCCCUUCAUUACUCAUUACCCAGACCUCUUAGCGGCCUCCAUCCUCCUAGUGGCUUCAUUUUUCAUCUCAUUUGGUGUUCGUGUCUCAUCUUGGCUCAACCACAUCUUUUCGGCCAUCAGUAUGGUAGUCAUUGCCUUUAUCUUGGUGUUUGGCUUUGUACUGGCCGACCCAGUCAACUGGAGCGCUCGGGAGGGAGGCUUUGCCCCGUUUGGAUUUUCGGGUAUUAUGGCAGGAACUGCAACAUGCUUCUAUGCAUUUGUUGGCUUUGACGUGAUAGCGGCUUCCAGUGAAGAAGCCAGUAAUCCUCAGAAGGCUAUUCCUAUAGCGACUGCCAUCUCAUUGGGCCUGGCGGCCACAGCGUACGUCCUGGUGUCCACAGUUCUUACAUUAAUGGUUCCAUGGCAUACACUCGACCCAAACUCCGCUCUGUCAGAUGCGUUCUUCAGACGGGGAUACAGCUGGGCCGGGUUCAUCGUGGCUGUGGGUUCCAUCUGUGCCAUGAACACUGUGUUGCUCAGCAACCUCUUCUCUCUCCCGCGGAUUGUGUAUGCCAUGGCGGAGGACGGCCUCUUCUUCUCUGUCUUUUCUCGUGUCAACCCUGUAACCAAAGUCCCGGUGAUCGCCAUUCUUGUUUUUGGCAGCCUUAUGGCAUUUCUUGCCCUCAUCUUUGAUCUAGAAGCACUAGUCCAGUUCCUCUCUAUUGGCACUCUGCUUGCUUACACUUUUGUAGCGGCCAGCAUCAUAGUGCUCCGCUACCAACAGGAUAAAUGUACUGGGAGCUCAGCAGGAAGUGGAAUCGAGAGAGAUGCUUCAUCCACACCUUCACUGAACCAGUCAGGGCAGCAGCUGGAUCCAUCUGUGGCAGUGAACGAGACCCAGACCUUUGCACAGGACAGCGGAGAGCCGAAGGAGUACGAGUCAUUCUCUGAUAAACUUCAGCUGGUGGAGAGGCAGAAGGCGGUGAAGGAGAGACGCGCUGCUGGGACACUGAAGGCUCGCUGGGAACCGUAUCUGGGCCGUAUACUGGGGGACUGUGAGCCGGGGGAGGUGGUGGCGUUCUCUGUGCUGGCUCUGAUGGUCAGUGCAGUCUCUUUAAGUGCUGUGUUGGUGUUUGGGAGUAACCAGCUGCAUCUGCCUGUGUGGAGCUUCACCCUUCUGCUGGUCAUCUUCAGUCUGGUCUUCCUGCUCAGUCUGGCUCUCAUCUGGGUCCAUGAACAGCAGCCCAAUCACAAGACCUUUCAGGUUCCUCUGGUGCCAUUUAUUCCUGGCUUCAGCAUCCUCCUGAAUGUAUUUCUCAUGUUGAAGUUAAGUCCGCUCACCUGGAUCCGUUUCACCAUAUGGCUCGCAGCAGGUCUUCUGGUGUAUUUCGGGUAUGGCGUCUGGCACAGUAAGGAGGGCUUACGGGAACAGCAGGGGCAGGAAGUGGCAGCGCGUUACGUGGUCCUUCCCAGCGGCAGCCUUGUGGAGACAGUGCAGAACGUCCAGCCUGAAGGACACACUCACAACACACACACACCAACCCUCGACAAUCCACCUGCCAGCAGAUGAUCUGAUCAUGCUGAGGUGUGUUUACAGUACACCUGCAUGCCUACCUGUUGUAUUACUCUUGCUUUCUUUAUCUUGUGUUUCACUUCCGUUUACUCCGGCUGUCAUCAUGUCAAGAUACUGUUCAUCAACUAAAUGGGUUAAAGGAAUGUUUUGGGUUCAAUACAAGUAAAGCAUAAUGUUUAUUACCA
This is a messenger RNA of Rhinichthys klamathensis goyatoka, 2426 nucleotides long. RefSeq names its product solute carrier family 7 member 4 (gene slc7a4). Gene Ontology annotation, cellular component: plasma membrane. Gene Ontology annotation, biological process: transmembrane transport; amino acid transport. Gene Ontology annotation, molecular function: amino acid transmembrane transporter activity. The transcript has 5 exons. Lineage: Eukaryota; Metazoa; Chordata; Actinopteri; Cypriniformes; Leuciscidae. The record is from RefSeq and is a predicted model, not a curated record. Bases 205 to 2238 code for a protein of 677 amino acids.